CGCUCACAUUCACGCACGCGCGCACGCGAACGCUGCGACAGCAAGAGACAGGAGCAAACUACAGUCUCACGCGCUCAGGGGCACAGACACGCGCGAUCUCGUGGAAGCGAACUCCGUGGCAGGAGAGCGUGCCUUGGUGAGGUAACUCGUGCAAGCGCUUUUUGUGUGUUUCUAUGGUACGCAAAAUCUGUCACGAUGAUCUCCCUUUAACGCGUUCGGACAUCCAACAGACUCGUCUGGAACAUUUUUUUUUUUAAAGUUGCCAGUCAAGAGACCGAAAGCUGAUUGUUCUGGCACAGUUUAGUGUGAGUGGCUCAGGGGGAAACUGACCCUGACUUCAGGAGCAAGACGACUGGAUUUCGUGCUGGUCUGUCGAUGGAAACAAGAUGGAACGCUUUCUUCAUCCUAGUGACAUAGCCUGCUUCACCAAGUUGACCCAACGGUGGAACCUGACUGCCUAGAGGGCUGGAAAAGGAAACCAAUCGAGUUCCAGUUCAACUUGAAUGACUCUGCAUGUGCUGAGCAGCUAUGGCUUUCCUAUUAAUUCUGUUCUAUGUUGUCGACAUCUGCGCAUACAACAUCCUGGGAUCAAUGCUAGGCUCCGAGAUGGUGGAAUGGAAAGAAAAGCGGCUGAUCAAAGAAAUGCUCAGCGCCUACGCCAAGGAAGGUACCCACGGCCGGCCUGUGGCCCACAACAACGACUACCUGCUGGUGAACUUCUCGCUCUCGCUGAUACAAAUAAUGGAUGUGGACGAGAAGAACCAGAUUCUCAAGACAAGCAUCUGGUACCACUAUAUCUGGACGGACAGCUUCCUGACCUGGGAUCCGACCCAGCAUGACAAUAUUACAAGUGUUCGCAUUCCUUCCGAAAGGAUAUGGCUGCCAGACAUUCAGCUCUACAACUUCGCAGACGACCGACUGUCGGAGAGACGCGACGCCCUGGUUGUGGUGCAGCACACGGGAGAACUGUUGUGGAUGCCGCAGGCCAUGCUGAACAGCUCCUGCUCCUUCAACACACUCUUCUUCCCUUUCGACGAACAAGAAUGCACGUUGAAGUUCGGGUCCUGGACUUACAAUGGGUUCAAGCUUGACGUGGACUUCGUGAUGGGAAGAGAAGAGAUGGACCUGAGUGACUACACGCCCAGUAACGAGUGGGACAUCACGGCCAACCGAGGCCGCAAGAACGUCAAGUAUUACAUCUGCUGUCCAGAACCCUUCCCGGAUAUAACUUUUACCCUUCGCAUCCGUCGUAAAGUGGCUUUUUACACCUUCAUCCUCAUCCUUCCCUGCGGUCUGCUUAGCCUGCUGACCAUGGUUAUCUUCUACGUGCCGCCAGAGUCACCAAAAUUACAACUCGGUGGGUGA
Pomacea canaliculata is the source of this 1365-nucleotide messenger RNA. RefSeq names its product neuronal acetylcholine receptor subunit alpha-7-like. Gene Ontology annotation, biological process: chemical synaptic transmission; signal transduction; monoatomic ion transmembrane transport. The record is from RefSeq and is a predicted model, not a curated record. Gene Ontology annotation, molecular function: acetylcholine-gated monoatomic cation-selective channel activity; transmembrane signaling receptor activity. Gene Ontology annotation, cellular component: postsynaptic membrane; neuron projection; synapse. NCBI's taxonomy places the organism in Eukaryota, Metazoa, Mollusca, Gastropoda, Architaenioglossa, Ampullariidae.